CAUACAUUGAUUUGCCAAAAUCUAUAAUUUAUAUUGAAAUUACUAUCAUAAUACAUUGAUAUACUAUAUACAUAGUGUUUAUAUCUUUAUAAAACUAUAAUAUCAAUAAAUGACACAAAAAUUAAAGCAGGAUAUUGAAACUGAUUAAUCCGGUAGUAAAGGACUGAACUUUUGUAAUAGUGUUGAUCCAAUUUUUAAAUUGCAAAUGUUCGCCAUUAAAUAGAUAUACGUAUGUAUGUAAUAUGUAUCUACAUACAUACAAAUUUACUUACUUAACUGAGCUCUUUGGAAAAUUUGUAAACAUCUAUUUUACUUUCCAACGGUAUCUUAGUAAAAGAAUUAUUUAACAAUUUAGAAAUUUUGCUAAAAGCGAACAUCUGUCAUUUUCGUUCAUUAACUUAUUAAAUUUUUGGUUUGUUUCAACUUCAACGAGUAAAAGUCGUGAAAGGUAGGUGCCUACAUGCAUACAGACAAUUAAAUUAGUCGUCUAUAUAUACACAGAUGUGCAGUUAGUUGAUUGCACAGCAUUCUCUCAAAGUAUUUCCAUUUUUGAAGAGUCUAAAAUACAUCUUACAUCUCCAUCUUUCAAAAUAGAUUUAUUAAGAUGGCGACGUCAGCGAAAAUAGAUCAACGCAAAUGUUUGUAGAUAUGCUUGUAUAAAACUUGAAUAUACUUACAUAUGUUCAUAAAUAUGUACAUACAUACGUAUAUGUACUUAGGAGCGGCUAAAAAUGGGUGAAAUUAUUGGGCAAAGCCACACCAAAAAAAUUUAGUCAUACACACAUGCAUUCAUAUACAUAUGUAUAUGUAGAUGUAAUAAAAUACUCAACAGUGUAUGGAAACUAGUUUCUGAAAAGUUACCAAGUAUGGCCACUGCGGAGGCCGGCUCAAAUCCAUGCUGUGUGAGCGGAUACAGCUACUCACUUCUGCAAAUUCAACAUUGAUCGUCUGAUUAAUAUACAUAUGUAUGUGUGUAUAUAUAUACUUAUAUUUAUUUAUAUGAAUAUGUGUUACUGUUUUCAUGGAUCACUGCUGUUUUUGUGGCAAAUUAGCAACAUAUGUUCAAUUGAAUGAAUGCAAAUACUCAAUUUUGUAAAUUAUACCUGGCAUUAAACUUUAAACUUUACUGAAUUUGGGGAUCGUGCUUAUAAUUGUAUUGAAAAUACUGGAACUAAAUUAAUAUACAUACAUUCAUACAAAUGCUUUAGACAUUAGUUUUUCUCUUGGAAGCAUGAGAAACUUUCAUUUAGUUCAAAUUUAAUAACAGUUAUGAAUAAAUCAGCUAUUUCAAGUUUUUUUUAUUUGUAGUUCAAAUAUAUGUACAGUAAAAGUUGGGACAUUAAACAAGAUGGAAAUGAAAUGUAAUUAACAUUUUUUUCUUUUUUCAUAACUGUUAUCGUGUUAAAUCUCAAAUUUCCGCUAUUAAUUCAGUCAAUAUUAAUUUCAUUCAUGUUCGGGAAGAGCUAUAGCAAAGGGCAUAAAAUUCAGUAGUAAAUGAACUGCCUUACCGACAGAAGUUGCCGCCGGAGUUUUGGCAUUUAAAAUUUGUAUUUCAUACACUUUACUAUUUUAGUCAUUGAUCUUUGUGUAUAUGUUUUUUAUACGGCAAUUGGACAAAUACUACAUAAAAUAUACUAAAAUUUCCUUCAUAAUAGCACAAUAUCUGAAAAAAAUGUUUAUUUUUCUAUAAAUCCCCAAAUCCACUACAUCUUAUCAAAAGAUUUAUCGAUAUUUUUGUUUUGUGCACAUUUUCGUCGACUUGUGACUUAUUCUGUGUUGUAAACAAAACCGUACUACGGCAUAAAACAAUUUGCAAGAACCAAAGUAAAGGCAAAAUAUUUUUGAGACAAUACAAGCAGUCGGUCAUAUUUGCAAUAUUUUCGAAAAUAAUAUCAAAUUUUUAUAUUAUUUACUAACUGACAUGACAUUAACAAAGACUGUGGAUCAGGCUACAAUCCUUAGUGGUGAUCGUUCCAAGUUGAAAGACUUGCUAUGUAAUCGUUUGGCUGAGUGCGGUUGGCGUGAUGAGGUGCGUCUGAUGUGCCGUAAUAUAAUCAAGGAGAAAGGCAACAACAUAAAAGUUGAACAAUUGAUUGCUGAUGUUACACCACGCGCUCGUGCCUCUGUUCCCGAUGCAGUAAAAAAAGAACUACUAAUGAAGAUUAAGGCAAUUUUAGCUGCACAAGAAGGUAUCGAUUUGUAAAUGGAAGUUAAAGAUGGAGCUGGCGUGAAUCAACUAUUUUAAUUAUACAAACAUACAUAUAUACAAAAAAUGCAGAUAAUACUGUUAGAGAAUCAUAUAAUUUUUAGUCAAAGGAUUAUGUUUUUAAUAUCACAAUUUCUAUACGUGUUAUGUGAACUCUCCUUUAAUAUUUAAAUAAACAAAUAUUUGUGUGUACAAAAUUGA
Bactrocera oleae (olive fruit fly) is the source of this 2407-nucleotide messenger RNA. It is a transcript of the gene e(y)2b, whose product is annotated as enhancer of yellow 2b. Gene Ontology annotation, biological process: regulation of transcription by RNA polymerase II; positive regulation of DNA-templated transcription; poly(A)+ mRNA export from nucleus. Lineage: Eukaryota; Metazoa; Arthropoda; Insecta; Diptera; Tephritidae. Gene Ontology annotation, molecular function: chromatin binding; transcription coactivator activity. The record is from RefSeq and is a predicted model, not a curated record. Gene Ontology annotation, cellular component: SAGA complex; nuclear pore; DUBm complex.